This is a messenger RNA of Cricetulus griseus (Chinese hamster), 4821 nucleotides long. Lineage: Eukaryota; Metazoa; Chordata; Mammalia; Rodentia; Cricetidae. The record is from RefSeq and is a predicted model, not a curated record.
AUGGAAGCCAAGGAGGUCAGUCAGUGGUCCUUGGUCACACAUAAGAAGCAUAUUAGCUCCCGCAGAUUGGCCUUGGUUUCCCCGGACCUGGUGCCUGAGCCGUCACUGAUAUUGCUGCUGCCAGAAGGUAGGGAUGUGGGGGGGGCGCUGGAGGGCGCGGGGAGUGAGCGCCAGGAGAAGGAGGCGCGGGCGGCAUGCAAGGCGCGCAGGAGGAAGGAGCGCACGGGGCGGGCUUGGGGCGUGGAGAGCAGGGACUGGGGCUGGGCUAGGCAGUGCUGGCUUUUAACCUGGGCUACGGAGGCGGGGGAGGAAGGCAGAGAGAAGGGGAGGCGUGUGGGACCCAGUCGAGUCCAACCUGAACGUGUCCAGACACAGACCUCAGUGCACCACGGAGACAUCAUGCAGAAGUCGCCUUUGGAGAAAGCCAGCUUUAUCUCCAAACUCUUUUUCAGCUGGACCACACCAAUUUUGAAAAAGGGAUACAGACAGCACUUGGAGUUAUCAGAUGUAUACCAAGCCCCUUCUUCUGAUUCAGCUGACCACUUGUCUGAACAGCUAGAAAGAGAAUGGGACAGGGAACAAGCUUCAAAGAAGAAUCCGAAGCUUAUCCAUGCCCUUCGACGAUGCUUCUUCUGGAGAUUCAUCUUCUAUGGGAUCUUGUUAUACCUAGGGGAAGUCACCAAGGCUGUCCAGCCUCUCUUGCUAGGAAGAAUCAUAGCUUCCUAUGAUCCAGAUAACAAGGUGGAGCGCUCCAUUGCCAUUUACCUAGGUAUAGGCUUAUGUCUUCUCUUCAUUGUCAGGACGCUGCUUCUUCAUCCAGCCAUUUUUGGCCUUCAUCGCAUUGGAAUGCAGAUGAGAAUAGCUAUGUUUAGCUUGAUUUAUAAGAAGACUUUAAAGCUGUCAAGCCGUGUUCUUGAUAAAAUAAGUAUUGGACAACUUGUUAGUCUUCUUUCCAACAACCUGAACAAAUUUGAUGAAGGACUUGCCUUGGCACAUUUUGUAUGGAUUGCUCCUUUACAAGUGGCUCUCCUGAUGGGUCUUCUCUGGGAGUUGUUACAAUUCUCUGCCUUCUGUGGCCUUGGUUUACUGAUAAUCCUGGUCUUUUUUCAAGCUAUUUUAGGGAAGAUGAUGGUGAAGUACAGAGAUCAAAAAGCUGCAAAAAUCAAUGAAAGACUUGUGAUCACAUCAGAAGUUAUUGAGAAUAUCCAUUCUGUUAAGGCAUAUUGUUGGGAAUCGGCGAUGGAAAAUAUAAUUGAAAACCUGAGACAGGUGGAACUGAAACUGACCAAGAAGGCUGCCUAUACAAGGUUCUUGACUAGCUCCGCCUUCUUCUUCUCAGGGUUCUUUGUAGUUCUUUUAGCUGUGCUUCCCUAUACAGUCCUCAACGGAAUCAUCCUCCGAAAAAUAUUCACAACCAUUUCAUUCUGCAUUGUCCUGCGUAUGGCAGUCACACGACAGCUCCCCACUGCUGUACAAACAUGGUAUGAUUCUAUUGGAAUGAUAACAAAAGUACAGGAUUUCCUGCAGUAUCAAGAAUAUAAGAUACUAGAGUAUAACUUAAUGACCACAGAUGUGACCAUGGAGAAUGUAUCAGCAUUCUGGGAGGAGGGAUUUGGAGAAUUGUUGGAAAAAGUACAACUAAACAAUGAUGACAGAAAACUUUCAAAUGAUGAUGACAACCCAAGUUUGGGUCAUAUCUGUUUUCUGGAAAAUCCUGUGCUGAAAAACAUCAGUUUUAAGGUAGAGAAAGGAGAGAUGUUGGCUAUUACUGGAUCUACUGGAGCUGGAAAGACAUCACUUCUGAUGAUGAUUUUGGGAGAGCUGGAAGCUUCAGAGGGAAAAAUUAAGCACAGUGGAAGAAUUUCAUUCUGUUCUCAAUUUUCUUGGAUUAUGCCGGGUACUAUCAAAGAAAAUAUCAUCUUUGGUGUUUCCUAUGAUGAGUACAGAUAUAAGAGCAUUGUCAGCGCUUGCCAACUAGAGAAGGACAUCUCCAAGUUUGCAGAAAAAGACAACACCAUUCUUGGAGAAGGUGGAGUCACACUGAGUGGAGGUCAACGUGCAAGGAUUUCCUUAGCAAGAGCAGUAUAUAAAGAUGCUGAUGUGUACCUCUUGGAUUCUCCUUUUGGAUAUCUAGAUGUUUUAACUGAAGAACAAAUAUUUGAAAACUGUGUCUGUAAAUUGAUGGCCAACAAAACCAGGAUUUUGGUCACUUCUAAAAUGGAACAUUUAAAGAAAGCUGACAAAAUACUAAUUUUGCAUGAGGGCAGCAGCUAUUUCUAUGGGACCUUUUCUGAAUUACAAAGUCUACGUCCAGACUUCAGUUCAAAACUCAUGGGGUAUGAUACUUUUGACCAGUUUACUGAGGAAAGAAGAAGUUCAAUUCUAACUGAGACCUUACGCAGGUUCUCAGUAGAUGAUUCCUCUGUCACCUGGAGCAAAACCAAACAGGCAUUUAAACAGACUGGCGAGUAUGGAGAAAAAAGGAAGAGCUCUGUUCUAAGUUCUAUGAAGAAAUUUUCCAUUGGGCAAAAGAUUCCAUUUGUCAUAGAAGAUUCUGAUGAGUUCCAAGACAGGAGACUCUCUGUUGUUCCAGAGUCUGAACAGGGAGAGACAGCCCUGCCUCGAAGCAAUAUGAUCCCCACUGGCCCCGCAUUUUCAGGAGGCAGAAGAAGACAGUCUGUUUUGGACCUCAUGACACACACACCCACCCAAGGCUUCAGCAACAUCCAGAGGACAAGGACUUCCAUUCGAAAAAUCUCCUUAGCUCCUCAGAUAAAUUUAAAGGAUGUGGAUAUAUAUGCAAGACGGUUGUCUGAGGACAAUGCAUUCAACAUCACUGAAGAAGUUAAUGAAGAAGAUUUAAAGGAGUGUUUUUUUGACGAUGAGGUGAAGAUAACCCCGGUGACGACAUGGAACACAUACCUCCGAUAUUUUACUCUCCAUAAAAACUUGCUUAUAGUGCUGAUUUGGUGCUUGGUUGUUUUUCUGGUUGAGGUGGCUGCUUCUUUAUUUGUGUUAUGGUUGCUUAAAAACAACCCUAUGCAUAAUGGGAACAAUGGUACUAAAAGUACAAAUAACACCUAUCUUGUGAUUAUCACCAAUACCAGCUUCUAUUAUAUUUUUUACAUUUACGUGGGAGUGGCUGACACUCUGCUUGCCUUGAGCUUCUUCAGAGGUUUGCCGCUGGUGCACACACUAAUCACAGCAUCAAAAAUUUUACACCAGAAAAUGUUACAUUCUAUUCUUCAUGCACCAAUGUCAACCUUCAACUCGCUGAAAGCAGGUGGGAUUAUUAACAGAUUCUCCAAAGAUGUUGCAAUUUUGGAUGACUUUCUACCUCUUACCAUAUUUGACUUCAUCCAGUUGCUGUUCAUUGUGAUUGGAGCUAUAAUAGUCGUGUCGGUUUUGCAGCCCUACAUCUUCCUGGCAACCGUGCCUGGGUUAGUGGUCUUUAUCUUACUGAGGGCAUAUUUCCUUCAUACCUCCCAACAACUCAAACAACUGGAAUCUGAAGGCAGGAGUCCAAUUUUCACCCACCUUGUUACAAGUGUAAAAGGACUGUGGACACUUCGUGCCUUUGGACGCCAACCCUACUUUGAAACUCUGUUCCACAAAGCUCUGAAUUUACACACUGCCAACUGGUUUAUGUAUCUGUCAACCUUACGCUGGUUCCAAAUGAGAAUAGACAUGAUUUUUGUCCUCUUCUUCAUUGUUGUUACCUUCAUUUCCAUUUUGACAACAGGUGAAGGAGAAGGAUCAACUGGCAUUAUUCUAACUUUAGCUAUGAAUAUCAUGAGUACUUUGCAAUGGGCUGUAAACACAAGCAUUGAUGUGGAUAGCUUGAUGCGAUCUGUAAGCAGAGUCUUUAAGUUUAUUGAUUUACCACAAGAAGAAAGUGAGUGUUCCAAGAUAAUGAAAGGACUGCAUCCCGAAGAACCGUCUCAAGUUUUAGUUAUUGAGAAUGAACAUGUGAAGAAAACUGAUACCUGGCCCUCUAGGGGUGAAAUGGUUGUCAAAGACCUCACUGUGACAUAUGAGAAUGACACGAAUGCCAUGUUAGAGAACAUUUCUUUUUCAAUAAGUCCUGGCCAGAGGGUGGGCCUCUUAGGAAGAACUGGCUCAGGGAAAAGUACUUUGCUAUCAGCAUUUCUACGCUUGUUGAACAUUCAAGGUGAUAUACAGAUCGAUGGCGUCUCGUGGAACUCAGUGACCUUAAAAGAAUGGAGGAAAGCUUUUGGAGUAAUAACACAGAAAGUAUUUAUCUUUUCUGGAACAUUCAGACAAAACCUGGAUCCCCAUGGAAAAUGGAGAGAUGAAGAAAUAUGGAAAGUUGCAGAUGAGGUUGGACUCAAAUCCGUGAUAGAGCAGUUUCCUGGGCAGCUCAACUUUACCCUCGUGGAUGGAGGUUAUGUACUAAGCCAUGGCCACAAGCAGCUAAUGGGCUUGGCUCGCUCUGUUCUCAGUAAGGCCAGGAUUUUACUGCUUGAUGAGCCCAGUGCCCAUCUGGAUCCCAUAACCUACCAAAUAAUUCGAAAGGUUCUAAAACACACCUUCAGUGGUUGCACAGUAAUCCUCUGUGAACACAGGAUAGAAGCAAUAUUGGAUUGUCAGCGAUUUUUGGUCAUUGAAGAGGGCACCGUGUGGCAGUACAACUCCCUGCAGGCGCUGCUGAGUGAGAAGAGUGUCUUCCAGCAGGCCAUCAGUCCCUCGGAAAAGAUGAAGCUCUUCCAGGGCCGCCACUCCACCAAGCAGAAGCCUCGAUCACAGAUCACUGCUCUCAAAGAGGAGACAGAAGAAGAAGUGCAGGAAACCCGUCUCUAG